GUUAUGGUGGCAACCAGUGCGCUCGGACUCGGCAUGGAUCUGAAGAGUGUGGUUCUUGUGGUGUACUGGAACCCGAGGACGCUCAUGGACCUGGUGCAGAUGUUUGGGCGGGCAGGACGGGAUGGUAGCCCGGCAACGGGGGCGAUGGUGUCGUCGAGG
Chaetomium fimeti is the source of this 159-nucleotide messenger RNA. RefSeq lists its product as uncharacterized. NCBI's taxonomy places the organism in Eukaryota, Fungi, Ascomycota, Sordariomycetes, Sordariales, Chaetomiaceae. The record is from RefSeq and is a predicted model, not a curated record. The annotation marks the transcript as partial. The transcript has a single exon.